Trichomonas vaginalis G3 is the source of this 225-nucleotide messenger RNA. RefSeq lists its product as uncharacterized. The coding region runs from base 1 to 225 and encodes 74 amino acids. The record is from RefSeq and is a predicted model, not a curated record. The transcript has a single exon. NCBI's taxonomy places the organism in Eukaryota, Parabasalia, Trichomonadida, Trichomonadidae.
AUGUCCGACGUCCCACCAACCGAGUCCAUUCUCAAACCAGAGGAACCUAAAGAACCACAACAGUCUCCUCAGCAACCUCAGUUCCAACAAGGACCUCCGAAUUACUACCAAUUUCCACCUCAAGGUUACUACCCACCACAAGGCUUCCCGAACUACCCUCCUCAGCCUAUGCCUUACUGCCCCAACCCUUGGUUGUUGAAAAAACCAGAAUUUUCGAAAAAGUGA